This is a messenger RNA of Diatraea saccharalis (sugarcane borer), 3043 nucleotides long. The record is from the annotation of a GenBank genome assembly. NCBI's taxonomy places the organism in Eukaryota, Metazoa, Arthropoda, Insecta, Lepidoptera, Crambidae.
AUGUCCGACGGUGACCCAUCCCUCGAAGAGGACAUCCCGAAACCCCUUUUAGAGAAAGCUGAGGAGAAUGUGUUUACACCGAAGAUAGCAACCCCAAUAUUUACUGGUGGGGUAAAACUGCAUCAUAAGAGAUCUGAUGCUGGAGAAACAGAGUCCUUCUUGUCUGACGCUCAGCGCAAUGACCUUGCCUUCCAACAAUUAUUCACGGAUGGAGAUGGAGAACUUCAAAGGACGGCGAAGGAGACGCAGGAGACUAUUCCCGACCUGCAGGCCAUGUCCGUUCUGAGCAUGUACCAAGACAACAUGUCGCAGGACAUGAACACAGACCGGGACAACGGUAGCGAGGCGUCGACGCGUCCCGCCGAGGAGUGUCUUUGCGGGGGUGAUGCUCUGCCAGACGUGACUGGCAAUGGCAAGCCAACCGCCAACCAUUGCUCUAUCAUAAUGGGCGGCGUGCUCAACAACCCGUCACUUACUUUUAACGACGGCGUGCGGACCAUCGACUACGUUUUAGUAUGGGAGUCUGCUAAAGAAGACGCCUCCAAACCAGAGGCAUUCGAGCAGAGGAAAAUAUUCGAGGAAAACUUGGAGAAUGAAGGGCUGCAAUUGGAGCGAGAAGCGCCGGAGAAUUUGCACGGGCUUCACUUUGUUAAGAUCCAUGCGCCUUUAACAGUUUUGAGGGAUUAUAGUGAAAUAUUAAAGUUAAGAAUGCCAAUGAAGUUUUCAGCGUUGAAAGAUGUACAUGAGAAAACGAACAGUUUCCUGGAUCAGGCGGACGCGUGUUGGAACAGGUUCAUGUCAAAUAUAAGGCUCGACCCAGAGAAGUUUCCGGAAAGGAAGCAUCGACUCACUGCUAUUUAUUCUAAGGACAAGGAAUAUUUAUUCGACACGAACGCGGAAUGCUUCUGGACGCCGUCGAUCAGGUCGCGCAUCGUACAGUUCAUAUUGGACCGCAAGAAGUUCUCGAGCGCUUCCGGCGAUGACUUCGCGUUCGGUAUAGCUCGACUCAUCGAUAGAAACACUUACAGCGCCGCCUACCCAUUACACGAUGGUGAUCUCAAAACCCCAGGCUCAAUGCGUUAUUUAUUAUAUAAGGAGUGGGCGAGUGUAUCAAAGUGCAUCAACUACCAGCCUUUGGAUUACGUUAAAGACUAUUUCGGCGUUAAAAUAGGUUUAUAUUUCGCGUGGUUAGGUUUCUAUACGCACAUGCUGAUCCCCGCGUCUAUUGUGGGUUUGAUAUGUGUCAUAUACUCGGCCGCUACAAUUUUUUCAAACAAACCAAGUGAGGAGGUGUGCAAAUACAACUCGAGUAUCAAGAUGUGCCCAUUGUGCGACUACUUCUGUGAUUAUUGGGAUCUGCGCGACACAUGCCUGCAGUCCAGAAUCACAUAUCUGUUCGAUAACUCCACCACUGUGUUCUUCGCUAUAUUUAUGAGCUUCUGGGCGGCGUGUUUCCUGGAGUUGUGGAAGCGUUACUCCGCGGAGAUGACUCACCGUUGGGAUUUGACGGGAUUCGAUGUGUACGAGGAACAUCCGCGACCGCAAUAUCUCGCCAGACUCGCGCACGUCAAACGUACACAGCUGAACGUGGUGACCGGGCAGCGGGAGCCGAUGGUGCCGUUCUGGCGCAUGCGGCUGCCGGCGACGCUGAUGUCGUUCAGCGUGGUGGCGCUGCUGGUGCUGGUGGCGGUGGCGGCGGUGCUGGGCGUGGUGCUGUACCGCAUGUCGCUGCUGGGCGCGGCCGUGCUGCGCCACAACACCAACGCGCUCAUCACCUCCAACCCCAUCAUGUUCACCACCGCCACCGCCGCCUGCAUCAAUCUGUGUCUCAUAUGCGUAUUCAACUACAUAUACCAGUAUUUAGCGGAAUGGUUGACAGAAAAAGAACUGCUACGUACCCAAACUGAGUUCGACGACUCGCUCACUUUGAAGAUAUACUUGCUGCAAUUCGUCAACUAUUACGCGUCGAUAUUCUACAUAGCAUUCUUCAAGGGGAAAUACGUGGGUCGGCCCGGAGAUUACGUCAGACUAUUCGGCCACAGACAGGAAGAGUGCGCGCCAGGCGGUUGUCUGCUGGAACUAUCGAUCCAGCUCGCUAUCAUCAUGAUCGGCAAACAGUUCAUCAACACCAUAGUCGAGAUGAUGAUGCCAUAUUUGCUCAAGUGGUGGAAUAUCCUCAGGACUAUAGGCAGGAAAAAAACCAUCAAGAGCCCAAUGCAAUGGGUGAAAGAUUUUAAACUAGUCGAUUUCGGGAACAUGGGACUGUUUCCAGAAUAUUUAGAAAUGGUGCUGCAGUACGGUUUCGUGACGAUAUUCGUGGCGGCGUUUCCCCUCGCUCCGCUCUUCGCCCUCAUCAACAACGUGCUGGAGAUGAGACUGGACGCGCGCAAGUUCCUCACCUGCUACCGGCGGCCCGUGCCCCAGCGGGUCACAGAUAUAGGCGUCUGGUACCGAAUACUGGACUCCAUAGGGAAACUGAGCGUCAUCACCAAUGGUUUCAUAAUAGCUUUCACGUCCGAGUUCAUACCCCGGCUAGUAUACUACUUCACGGAGGGCUCAUUGGACAACUACGUGAAUCAUACUCUAGCGGAUUUCAAUAUCACAGUGUUUCACAAUUACCGUCCUAUCAAGACUGCCUACAAUGAGACUAUGUGCAGUUAUCCUGGGUACUGGUAUUACAAGGAGGGGGAUGCCUAUGAACGCAGUAACUGGUACUGGCACACGUUAGGAGCGCGGCUAGCGUUCGUUGUUGUCUUCGAGAACGUGGUGGCGCUAGUGAUGAUAAUCGUCCGGUGGGCUAUACCGGACAUGUCGGGCGAGCUCCGGGACCGUAUCCGGCGCGAGGCGUACGUCAUCAACACGUUCAUACUGGAGGAGACGCGCGCGCGGUCGCUGCAGUCGCGGCGGUGCGAGGUCACUGACCCCGGCGCGCCCGCCCCCCCCACAGGUCACGCCCGAGGCCGCGCGCCGCGGCCGGUGCACGCGCACUCGACGCCCGUAUAGCUAACACGUGGUUACGGUAGGCGCGCUCGACACGCUUUUA